GCCAAAUUCAUCCGUGCCGUUUUAAUGUUGGCGCGUAAUGAUCGGUACACAACAAUACGACAAUCGUACUCGUCGGAGUGUGAGUUUAAGACGCUGUUGACACAAUGGCUUCGGUUUUGACGAAUUCCCCGCAGAAAAUCUGCCCGAAUACCAUCCUCCGAUCACCGGUCAGGCCACUGCAGCUGCCUCGCAGCCCAGUUAGCCCCGGUUUGGCCGAAUUCUACCCGUGGAGGUGGCCGGAGAGUGCUCGGAAUGUUCAGCUCAGUCCGAGCAGUUCGUGUGGUUCACCGGGUUCGGAGCGCGGCUUCACCAGUCCCCGCCGAAGCAGCAGCAGCAGCGGUGGCAGCGGACCCGUGCCCAGCCCAAGAGGCCGGCCUCGCGCCGAGAUCAUCCCAGAACUUCAGAAGGAAGGCUCAACAUCUGGGCAUGGAAUCAGGUGUAAGAUAUGCCAGCGGGUGUUUCCCCGGGAAAAGUCGCUGCAAGCUCACUUCAGAACACACACAGGAGAACGUCCAUUCAAAUGUGACUAUCCCAACUGUGGCCGAGCCUUUGUACAGAGCGGUCAGCUUAAGACCCAUCAGCGCUUACACACCGGGGAGAAACCGUUCUACUGCACCGCUAAAGGUUGCUUGAGUCGAUUCACACAUGCCAACAGACAUUGCCCGGACCAUCCAUACCUUACAUUACAACGAGAAUCCACCGAGACUUUACUGGAGGAGAUCCUUCGCAAUGACGAGAACAGCGAAGAUGUCAACAUGUGGCUACAAAGGUAUGUGGAGAAUUACAGGGAGAGAAUGGAGAUCAAGACCCAGGAGCAGGCCAAGCGGAAGCAUGAACAAGAACUACUGGCCCAGAAUGGGAGCACGCCGAAGCGCCCUCGGGCGUCUGCGCGCCGACGACUGCAGGAGCAGCGCGAGAAGAUGCUGGGUGCAAUGGCGCUGAUGGAACUUGCCCAGAAACUCCCCGUCGACGGUCAAAGAUAGUCAUCCGAUUUUUUUUGGAUCUUGUAAAACAAGUUCAAGUUUUGAACAAAUCAUGGUUUUGAAACAUUUCAAAUAUUCUGAAUUCUUUAAUUUGCAUGGCAGUGUCUGGGUAACGAUUGAAAAGAUUGACUUUGCAAAGUGGUCCAAACAUGUAAAUAUCGCUUGUAUAUUUUGCUCUGAAAUCCGUGAAACGGUCAAAGACUGUUUAUAUUAUAUAUAUGCUCUAUGUUAACAUUUUUAUUCCCGUUGUACAUUAUUUUUAAUGUAUUAUAAAUGCAUGGUUUAGAUUCUUAAUUUUUCAAGUGUGCUUGUUUUUGGAACAAUAUUAAUUUCUUUUAGGUUUUUUUUCUCCAGAUCCGACUGUAAAUAGAUGACCCAAAUAUUAAUUAGAAUUUUAAUUUCUAUUUUAAUUUUAAUUGGUUUGUAUGAGAUUUUUUUUUUAGACUGGAAUCAUUAUUGUUUUGCACAACAUGAGUUUUGUUUCUCAAAACUUGAGUUUUGUUUCUUAAAAUGAAAAAAAAAAAUCACUCGGGUGGGACUUCAAACCAAAACCUGUAGAUAUAGGUCUAGUAUUUCCGUACUGAAAUUUCAAUUUCCAUCUGUACACUGGCCAUACACAACGUUUUUGCAUGGUUCAAAAGGUGAAGAACUAGUGUAACGUUUUGAAAAUUCAACGUUUUUCUCCAACCAGUUUUGCUUGGCUUGUUCAGGAUAAUUUACAUUUGUUGAAAACUUACAACGAAAAAGUCAGACGCGGGUUUCAGUAAGUUUUAAUUUACUAAAAGCAAAUAAAAAUCCAUUUAACAAAACAAUUUUCAAGAAUAAACCAACUUGUAUAAAUUCCAACAAGGAUAUGCACACACGUGAGGUCUAAUUGACUUUUUUUUACCCUUUAAACAUAAAUAAUUUUAAUGAGCACAACAAAACAAGUAACUUUGGUAAACAAUGCUCUCUCUCGGGAGCUGUAAAACAUUUCUUACAUAAAAUACUUUUAAAAUAAUUAUUUAGCAAAUAGUAACUGUUGUAAUUGAACUUAAAGAUUUGGCUUGAAAAUAGAAUAAUGAAAUAAAUUCAAGAACAUAAAGAUAAA
Patiria miniata (bat star) is the source of this 2073-nucleotide messenger RNA. RefSeq names its product zinc finger protein 367-like (gene znf367). Lineage: Eukaryota; Metazoa; Echinodermata; Asteroidea; Valvatida; Asterinidae. The transcript has 4 exons. The record is from RefSeq and is a predicted model, not a curated record. Bases 105 to 983 code for a protein of 292 amino acids. Gene Ontology annotation, cellular component: nucleus.